Fusarium subglutinans is the source of this 2004-nucleotide messenger RNA. RefSeq names its product specific transcription factor domain protein. Bases 1 to 2004 code for a protein of 667 amino acids. The transcript has a single exon. NCBI's taxonomy places the organism in Eukaryota, Fungi, Ascomycota, Sordariomycetes, Hypocreales, Nectriaceae. Gene Ontology annotation, molecular function: DNA-binding transcription factor activity, RNA polymerase II-specific; DNA binding; zinc ion binding. The record is from RefSeq and is a predicted model, not a curated record. Gene Ontology annotation, biological process: DNA-templated transcription; regulation of DNA-templated transcription.
AUGACAGUCUCAACAAACGGAUCAGUCAAAGCGACCGGCAUAGCAAGUCUCGCUUGCGUCGUCUGCAGAAAGCAGCACCUCAAGUGCGAUGCGGGGAAACCCUCGUGUUCGCGUUGCAAAGAGACAGAGCAAGUAUGCUACUACGAGCCAUCGCGACGUGGUGGACGUCGCAAGAAGCAUCGUUCGCCAGCUGAGGAGCUUCAGCAGAGGAGUAGACAGCCCGGGAUUCAAGCUUCUCCAGGCGAUCAGCAAUCUUCAUAUGUGGAUUGUGUGACUGUUAAUCCUAUCAGUCUACCUAUUACACCUACGUCGUCUUCCCAGGAGUUACCGUCAUCUGGAAUAAGUCAGAAUACAGCUACCAGCAAUGACUUGGUUGGGAGUGUCACCCGACACACCCGACAAUCACCUCGGGGCGAAAAUGUGCAGACUCAACGACGGAUUAGCGACGACCAAACCCCUGCUCAACAGCCUCAACCCCAAAACGAUAAUGUCAUGUCAUAUCUAACCCAUCUUGACCCUAAUAUCAUUACGCAAACCUUUGGCAGCAAUAGUUUGGGAAGUCUCAAUGCUCCCGUGCAGCCUUGUUCAGAUGGAGAUCGUCUCCUUCGACUGUACUACGAGAACUUUCACAAUGCCCAUCCCUUCCUCGUUCCAAGUUCGGUGUUCACAUCACGGAACUACCCUCCAUAUUUGCGGCGAAUGGUUGAAUUCGCAGGUUCACAUUAUGCUUCAUCGGGGCCAGAUGCGCAACUACGCGCCGAAGUCGCGACUGAUAUGAUGUCUGCCAUUGAAACCUCAACAUAUAUGGUUCAGUCGCUGUUGAUCUACUCUAUUCUCCUAUUCUUCAGUCGCGACCUAGAUACCGCGAACAGAACUUUCGGCCAAUGUACGCAAAUGGCCAUGGACUUGGGCAUGCAUCUUGAAGACUUUGCAUCAUCGAGACAACUCGAUAAUCCAAUUGAGGCUGAAAGCUUGAGGAGAACUUGGUGGGAGAUUUACGUCACUGACAUCUCCAUGGCCAUUCCUCCCAAGACAAUGAUUUUGCGAUGCAGCAGUACACCACCAAAGGUUCUCUUGCCAUGCGAGGAAGUCUUCUACAAUGGUCGGUUGGACAUUCCCCCAUCACACCAUGUUCUUGAGUUCAAAAGGCGGGUGCUGUCGACCGGCGAUGUUGCUUUCUCGUCAUUCAGCUAUCGCAUCGAGGCUGCGACGAUUCUAGGGCGUGUCUUACUCCUAAAUCAGUUGAAGAACACAAGUCACGAUCAUACCCAGUCCAUCGAGAACGCUCUCCUGAGCUGGUCAAACCACUUGCCCUCCGGAAAGUUGGAGAUCGUUGACUCGUAUGGUAACAUCGAUGAGAUGAUGUUCCAGGCACAUAUGAUUAUAGCGUUGGCCAGCAUGCUAUUACAUCUCCCGCGCAGCAACUUGUACCCGCUGCUAGCAGAUAUCAAGGAUCCCUUCCUGCCGUUUGGCCAGAACCAUCCUCUUUCAUCAUCAACGAGUCUUAUCCAAGGUAUCAAAGCAACCGACGCUUCAAGAAGGAUAUCAGAUUGCAUAUCGCUCUGCCCUAAUGUCCCAAAACAUACACCAUUUGUCAUUCCAGCGCUGGCACUAUGCGGCUUCAUCCAAAUAGCAACCUCUCAAGGCCAUCCCGACGAAUGCUUUGAACACCACUACAACCGCGUCACUCUCGUUCUCGGAUGUCUCAAGAGCGCCCGGCGCAUGUGGCGCAUGGCAGAAGCAGAAUACGACCGCCUUCGCUGCUGCGCUUCUGAGCUCAUCGCCGACGCCAUGGACAGGAUGAAUGCACUGCCUUUAUCACAGACAAUACCUAACUCAUCUUCAAUGCCUACAACAUCUGACCAAGGAGGUGAUCUAACUUUAGUGUCGCCGACGCGCGGGAACGCUGACUCGGGAUUGCCACGGUUUGAUCCUCUUUUUCUGGAUCCUGUUUGUUAUGAUUAUUCGUUGUUCAGCGCUUUGCCCGACUUUCAUAGCUCUUAG